AUGUCCGAGCUGAAGACUAGUGGCUUCUUCCGACCCUGGCAUAUCCCGAAGACCACAAACGAGGCUUCCGGAAUUGUUACCGUCGACAAUACGUUGCACGACGUGCCGCGCAACAGGCGGGAGGACGACGAGGAGAGCAUCGUGUCUUCGGCGACAUCGACGACCUCCACGAGCUCGAACAUCGUAGAAGUAUCCGAAAAGUACGACACUCAACUGUCGGAUCGAGGCACAGCGGAUUCCACAUCGUCGAACGGUGCUCAUCGCACGAGAAUCCGUCGCGGCAGCGAGUCCUCCAAUGAUGCAGCGACCAGCACUACGCCUUCUCUCGAAGGCGAAGACAUUGAGACCACGCAAGAUGCAACGAACGAAUCAAGUGCCUUCCGCUCGCGACAAUCAGUCGACUCGAACACUUCCACGGCGCACGCGAUUUCUGCUCGGGAUUCAGACGAAUUCAAUGCUUCCGGUGACGUUAAUUCCCUGGAAUAUCUCUCAACGCCUGAAUUUCAACGACCGGAGAGCUUUGCAAGCGAUGGAGCUUGUUCAAUCGCGAAUCCGGAUAUCGCGGGACCAUCGGGCGCGAACUCGAUAAUUCCUGAGUUGUAUUACGCUCUUCCCGAUUUUCAUCCCGCAAUCCAUUCCGGUGUCCAUCACGCGAUACAUCCCGGAAUCGACGCCGGGGUUCAUCCCGGAAUUCUUUCACCGGGAUUUUAUAACCGUACCAUGGAAGAAGCAGUGCAGAUGAUACACCGUCAAGAUGUUGUCGCCAAACAAAUAAAAAAGAUGCGUCCAAAAAAGUUUCGCUGCCAGUAUUGUGAUGUAGCGUUCAGCAACAACGGUCAACUUAAGGGACACGUUCGCAUACAUACUGGCGAGAGACCGUUCAAAUGCGACGUCGAGUCCUGUGGAAAAUCGUUCACCAGAAAUGAAGAACUGACGCGACAUAAACGGAUUCAUACUGGCGUGCGGCCACACUCUUGCGUCAUUUGUGGAAAACGAUUCGGGCGUAAGGAUCACCUGAAAAAGCACACGAGAACACACGAAGUACGCGAUCCGUACCGCGUUUCGGCGGCGGCAUUAGGCAUGUUCGCUCUGAGCCAUCCGUUUCAGCAAACUACAGGAUUUCCGCCAUACAUCUAUCAGAUCUGACGUCGUAACUUCCUGAAAAAUUUAAUACGAUGAUUAGCUCGACUAAUCUACUCGACAAACUUCAAGCUUCCGUGACUUUGCGAUAAAAGUGAUAACUGAAGAGAUAAAAAGAGUAUCCGAACAAUCUUUACGCAUAUACAUAUUUUGUAUGAUAUAACGCUUCGGUUGCCUUGAGAGCUUUAAAUCGCAUCAAAAUAUUUUUGAUACAGUCAUUUACACUUAGAAAAAGAUUCGUCAUAAAACUCCAUGGACUUGCCACAUCGAGGAAAAA
This is a messenger RNA of Linepithema humile (Argentine ant), 1417 nucleotides long. Its product is annotated as Krueppel-like factor 13. Gene Ontology annotation, biological process: regulation of transcription by RNA polymerase II. Gene Ontology annotation, molecular function: DNA-binding transcription factor activity, RNA polymerase II-specific; RNA polymerase II cis-regulatory region sequence-specific DNA binding. The record is from RefSeq and is a predicted model, not a curated record. NCBI's taxonomy places the organism in Eukaryota, Metazoa, Arthropoda, Insecta, Hymenoptera, Formicidae.